Molecule: messenger RNA, 663 nt
Organism: Microthlaspi erraticum
Lineage: Eukaryota; Viridiplantae; Streptophyta; Magnoliopsida; Brassicales; Brassicaceae
Source: the annotation of a GenBank genome assembly
AUGGUGGCUGCAAAACCCAAAACCCAAAACCCUACAGAUCUUUCCCCCACCGAGCAGCUCCGGGUCGAAUCAGCGAGUCGGGUCAAAAUCCCCGAAAAUUCACCUGAGAAAAUGUUCGCGAGGCGGCUCACCUCAUUCUUCAAACGAUCCUCACCCUCAAGCUCGGACGCUAAACCAACGAAAGAUGGGACAUUGGGCUCUUUUGGUCGGAAAGCAGUGUCUUUUGUCUUGAUUACAGUGACUGGUGGUGUUGCUUUGAGUGCUCUCGAUGACCUUUCUAUCUAUCGCGGAUGUAGCAGAAAGGCGAUGGAGAAGGUGAUGAAUAACAAGGCUAUGAUCGAAGCCAUCGGGGAGCCAAUUGAGAAAGGGCCAUGGUACAAUGCAUCACUAGCUGUCUCUCAGCAAAGGCACUCAGUGUCUUGUUCCUUUCCUGUGAUUGGACCACAAGGCACCGGAAUCUUGCAUCUCAAAGCUGUUCGCUAUGGAGAAGAUAGCUUGUUUGGGUUCUUGCAAGAGAGGGACUGGGAUAUUCUGAUAAUGGACGCACUUGUCCACGUCCCUUCCAACGAAGGACCCCAACAAACCCUGAGAAUCAACGUCUCUGACAUUGUUGCUCCUUCCGACUUCAAACAUUCCAAACCAGAAGAGCCAGAGAAGAGUUAA